This is a messenger RNA of Aplysia californica (California sea hare), 1930 nucleotides long. RefSeq lists its product as uncharacterized. The transcript has 6 exons. Bases 1 to 1599 code for a protein of 532 amino acids. The record is from RefSeq and is a predicted model, not a curated record. NCBI's taxonomy places the organism in Eukaryota, Metazoa, Mollusca, Gastropoda, Aplysiida, Aplysiidae.
AUGAGGCUGGACUUCAUCUGUCUCUUGCUCGCCUGGGUCAACCUGCUCGUGACGUCAGCAGAAGUGCUCAACGUUCUGCGCCGGGAACAGAUCAGGCGUAUGUCCAGUCAGAUCAUGAGAUGUGGCGCCAUACCUGGCCUUAGUUUGGCUGUGGUGAAAAGUGGAGAGGUGUGGACGCUCCCCAUGGGCGUGGCCAAUGUGACGUCACAAGAACCUGUGAGGGAAGACACAAAGUUUGCCAUCGGUUCGCUGACCAAGGGGUUCACGGCAACAUUGUUGUUGAUGCUGCUGAAGGACUCGGAGCAAGGUUACACAAUGGACACCACACUCAAGGACAUUCUCAAAGACGACAAGUUGUUCGCUGACCCCCAAAGGUCACAGCACGCCACGGUCAAGGACAUCCUGUCUCACCGCAUGGGUCUGGCCAGGGCUGACUUAGCCAUCUUUGGCGGGUAUCCAGAGAACCAUACUCUGGCAGAUGUUGCCAGCUCCAUCUCCUGCCUCCCAGUGCUGAAACACUUCAGAGACGGUUACGUCUACAGCAACUUCAUGUACAGCCUGGCCGGUCACGUGAUCGAGAAGCUGACCAACCAGACGUACGCUGACGUCAUAAAGUCACGGCUCCUGGGGCCUCUGCAUAUGACAGCAACAAUGACGUCAUUCAACACGAGUGACCCGUACCACGGCAUGGCCCUUCCCUACGUGUCGGUGAGCGGACGCCUCACUCCGGCUCACCACAGCGUUUUCAGUGGAGAGUAUACGUUUGAGCAGAAGUGCACAUGUUACCGGCGAAUCUGGCACGCUGGAACACUCUUCGGCUAUACGUCACUCGUCUGGCUUUUUCCCGAUCUGGACUUCGCCAUCUUUGUCGCUACUAACGGCCCAGCGCGUGAGCCUGACACUAAACAGAGACUGACCGCUCUUUUCUUCUUCGUCACCGACCUUUUACUCGGACAUCAGCCGUGGAUUGACCAAUCAAACGCCUGUUCUUUCCCAUACCCUUCCAUGCCGGCCAAGCAAGCGUUCUACGUCAGCGAAAAAGAAGGACGGGCUGUUGAAAAUAUUUCUAUGAUGUCAUCAGAUUGUGCAUCCGAAACGCAACUUUUGUUCCCGGACAAAUACUCCGGUGUUUAUUCCAAUCGCUUAUUUGGGAAUGCAACUGUGUUCCUUAGGACGGAUUUAAAGAAUUCGUCCAAAUAUUCAAAUCCCUGCGGGAGUCAACGCGAUGAAGAAUUGCAGAUUCAGUUCGGACAACAGUUUUCGGGAAGACUUCACCCCAAAAACAUUUCAUCUCAGACCUUCACAAUGGAACCGACGGGCAUUUUUGAGUUUUCAGCACACCCUUCUAAGAAGGAAAUAUCAACAAUGCCUGUAAUAUUCUCAAAUUUUGACGCUAAUGGUGUGCCAUACAUUUUAAAAGCACUAUGGCAACCUGAUGAGAUCAUUGAAUUCGGGAGAGGUUGGACAGAAGCUUGCGUCGCGGGCUUGCCACUGAACAGUGCCAAGAGCAAUCACUCACUCACAUUGACAGUUUAUGUACAUACGUUUUGUUUCUUCAUCUAUCUCCUGUCUUUCAUCAUCGACAGAGUUGACAGAUGACUUUUUUUGUCUUGUAAUCAACACCAAUUUGUGUUCAAGGAUUUCUGCCUUUUUCCAGUCUCGGGAUUACUACUGGAACAAAGAUAAACGAGUGAACAGGCGGCACUUGAAUUGUUAAAAAUUGUGCUCAGACGUAUUUAGAAUACAUAAGAAAAUUAAUUUGUCCUGUAAAUGUCAUGAACACUGCGUUUACAUAGAUGAAAAUGAUAAGUAAAAAUUGCAGUGUAUAUUUUAAACAACUUUUGUAUGUACUUGUCAGAAUACGUGUUUGUAGUUUUCUUCUCCUAAAAAGGAUUUUGACUGGAAAGCAUGAAUUUUAAUUCCAAUUUGU